UCCACAGCGUCUAAGCCGACCAUUAUCGUCAAACGAAAUACGAAAAGAGCCACUUUCCAGUUGUGUGGCUUGUGUCGACAUGAUCCAUCUGCUCGGCAUUUGAGUCGCAGCGAGUUGAACCGAUCGACCGAGAGGUGGCUAGCUACAGACCAAGCAUCCUUGCCCUCCGUCACCACUCAACAAUCAACUGGCUGCUUCCUGCGACUAUUUAACAUUGAGUCCCUCCUAAAGUGGUGUGGAUAUCGUCUUUUUUUGCACAUCCAAUCUUCAAAUUCCUUUCUUGCAGUGCCACGUUGGCCUCCGUUUCGCACCAUGUCUUCCACCACUCAGAGCAGCUCUGCCCGCAGCUUUCCUACCAUAAAACAUGUCCGCACCUUUAUAACACAAGGACCAGGCUCGGGCGGAGACUAUCACAAUGUACAUGGCGGACAUUGGCUGAUAGAUAGCAAGAUAUCUACCCCCAUGUCUCAAUAUGAAAAAUAUAGGAAAUCCCGAACAAGCUGGGGUAUCAAUGUGCUGGGUUCUUUCUGUGUGGAACUCGAGGCUUCAGAUGGUACCAAAGGCUUUGCUACUGGGUUCGGAGGCCCACCAGCUUGUUGGCUCGUAGCAGAGCACUUUGAGCGCUUUUUGGUUGGGCAAGAUCCCCGCGAUACCAACCAUUUGUUCGAACAAAUGUACCGAGCCUCCAUGUUCUACGGUCGUAAAGGACUCCCGGUCGCCGUGAUUUCCGUCAUCGAUCUUGCUAUCUGGGACUUGCUUGGCAAGAUUCGAAAUGAACCAGUGUACAAGAUGAUUGGUGGCGCAACCCGAGAGAGAUUAGACUUCUACUGCACCGGUCCUGAACCUGCAGCUGCGAAGGAAAUGGGAUUCUUCGGCGCAAAGGUUCCGCUUCCAUAUGGUCCAGGUGAGGGCGUAGAGGGGUUGAAGAAGAACGUCGAAUUCCUCACUAAACACCGGGAGAGCGUUGGGCCCGAUUUCCCUCUCAUGGUCGACUGCUACAUGAGCUUGAACGUGCCUUACACCAUCGAGGUUGUGAAAGCAACCGAGCACCUCAACCUGAACUGGUGGGAGGAAUGUCUGUCACCUGAUGACACGGAUGGUUUCGAACAGAUCAAGCGAGCUCAUCCGAGAAUGAAGUUCACAACUGGCGAACACGAAUACUCCAGAUAUGGCUUUCGGAAGCUGAUUGAAGGGCGGAAUCUUGACAUCCUUCAACCUGAUGUCAUGUGGGUGGGCGGUAUGACUGAGCUGUUGAAAGUGGCUGCUAUGGCUGCGGCCUACGACAUUCCCGUCGUACCGCAUGCUAGCGGGCCUUACUCGUACCACUUCGUAGUCAGCCAGGCCAAUUCGCCAUUCCAGGAGUAUCUCGCCAAUUCUCCAGACGGAAAGUCGGUGUUGCCUGUCUUCGGAGAUCUUUUCGUCAACGAGCCCAUCCCCACUAAAGGCUAUCUCGAUGUUUCUAUCCUCGACAAACCUGGAUUUGGGCUUGAGCUGAAUCCCAGCGCUCGACUCAUCAACGCCGCAAGCAUCCUCAAUCCUGCACCAUCCAAGUCCUUGAAGUUGGAGGAGACACAACCGGAACAACUAAAAGCCGGAGACGCGAAGGUCGAACAAUGA
Molecule: messenger RNA, 1617 nt
Organism: Periconia digitata
Lineage: Eukaryota; Fungi; Ascomycota; Dothideomycetes; Pleosporales; Periconiaceae
Source: the annotation of a GenBank genome assembly